AUGCCUAAGGAAGUCAAGAAAAGAGGUAGAAGAGCCGAGAAGGCCCGAAAAGAAGAAAAAGAAGAACAAAUAAAGCAAGUUCAACAGGAGGAAGAACAAUAUCAGCAACAAUACCAAGAUUUCAAUAACGAUGAUAACGACGGAUACUACUACGACGACACUAAUGGGGAUCAAGGCCGCGACGAAGAACAAGGCGCCUUUUUUGGUUUAGUCGACGAACAAGAGUUGGAAUAUUUUAAACAAGCAGAAAGUACUCUCACUGUUGAUGCUUUUGGUUCAUCUGAAGAGCGUCGUGGUUUUGUCUCUAGUGUGUUUGAAGAAUCCAAAGGCAAAGAGCUUAAGCUUGUCACAAACCAUAUUUGCUCGCGUUUGAUUGAGCGUUUGAUUUUGCUCGCCAAUGAUCGCCAAGUCUUGGAUCUUUUUAAGGCACUUUCUGAUAACUUUUCAGUGCUUGUAAAACACAAGUUUUCGUCCCAUGUUGUCGAAACACUUUUGCAGCGCGUAAUUCCCAUGGUUGAGCGCGAAAUUCUUGAUCCAGAUUUUUUAUCUAAUCUUCCAGAAUCAACUUCAGCCGGCCAUACUCAAGAGGAUUCUUUUACAACCGUUGAGAAUCUUUUCCUUUAUAUGGUAAACGACAUUAAACCUACCAUAAAAACUUUACCCCAACACCAGUACGCGUCUCACUUUUUACGAUUACUUUUACUUAUCUUGGCAGGAAAGCCUGUACCCUCUGCAACUGAAGCUAAGUCUGCUUUAAGAAGUCGACGUAGUAAAGUUGCAAGAAAGAAAAUUAUCUUAUCAGGAACAUCGCACAACGAAUAUGCUGAAGACGACCAGGAACAGCAGCAACAAACAGAAGAGCGUGCUUAUCAAGUCCCCAAGUCUUUUGGCGACGCUCUUGACGAAAUCCUUGAUGAACUUUUUAAAAACAUAGACACCAAGCAAGCUCGCGAAAUGUCAAUCCAUCCCAUUUCUUCUCCAGUUAUCCAACUUAUCUUGGGCCUGGAGUCUGACAAAAUUUCUAAACAAAACCCCAACCCUACAAAAAUUAAAGUCCCACCUACAACUCUUAUUGCAACAUUGUUUCCAUAUAGCACCAAUCGCUACAAGAAGAUCGAGCUUGAUGGAAUCACUGAUAAGGAUGAAAUUGAAAAAAAGACUAAAGAAAUUCAACAAGGUGAAGAGGCUUACGUGGAGUAUCUAUUAUCUGAUGCCAUUGGCUCCCAUCUUUUAGAAGCUAUCAUCAACAUUCUCCCCGUUAAGCUUGUUGCUCGAUUGGCUGAUCGAUAUAUGGUUGGCCGAAUCGGCAAGCUUGUGAGACGUCAAGAGAGUGGUAAUUAUGUUGUUCAGACUUUAUUGCGUCGUAUGAGCGGAAGAAAAGAUAUUGCUUCUAAGAUAAUGGACGAGUUAAUUGUUGAAAUUAAAGCCAAACUAUUUUCCGAUGGUAAUGACGACAAAACUGCAUCUAAGGUUGAAGGUGAAGAAAUAAAUUACGGUUUAAUUCGUACUAUUGUGGAAGUUGCUUCACAGGAUUUAGGCGGCUAUAAGCUGAGUGACCUUGUUGAUGUUUUGCUGGAAAAAUACGACCCUAAAAAGGACGGCAAACUUCUAUUUACAUUAUUAAACAUUAACAAUGGUGGUGAAUCUGAGUCUGCUGCUUUGGGUUCUGGCUAUGAUAACAACAGAGAUGCUGUCAAGAUGCAAAAAGCAUUGCUACUACAAAGUCUUAUGAAAGCUUCAGAAACAGUUGUUGAACUCGUCCUUGAGGGUCUUAUUUCUAUUGGCGAUAAUAAGGAAAAUGGUGAUGCUAUGCUUCUUAAGUUUGGUCGUGACAGUAUAUUAUCACAUGUUUUCGAAAACGCUUUGGUAGUUAAUAGUUCUAGCAAGAACGUGAUUCAACGACGUCGUUUAUUAAACCAUCUUAGCAAAAGCACUAUUUGCUGUGACUUGGCUGCUAACGUUUAUGGCUCCCAUAUUGUUGACAAAAUGUGGACUUUCUGCUUUCGACUAAAGUUUUUCCGCGAGCGCAUCGCUGGAGAAUUAUCUAAACAAGAAGUUGAUAUCAAGUUAACACCAUACGGCCGUUCCGUUUGGAAAAAUUGGAAAAUGGAUGACUACAUUAGACGUCGAAGAGACUGGUGGAACAAAGUGAAAGCUACUGAAGAUGAAAUGGGAGAAGCUCUUGGCAUCGAACGAAAAGAGCUGGCUCCUGGAAGUCAUAAGCAAGACAAACCAAGGGAGGAUGUCAAAAAGGGAGGUAAAACAAAGCAUGCUCCUUUCAACAGCAAAAAUAGAACUCAAAUUUAUUAA
Molecule: messenger RNA, 2310 nt
Organism: Magnusiomyces paraingens
Lineage: Eukaryota; Fungi; Ascomycota; Dipodascomycetes; Dipodascales; Dipodascaceae
Exons: 1
Coding region: 1-2310 (769 amino acids)
Biological process (GO): ribosomal small subunit export from nucleus; endonucleolytic cleavage in ITS1 to separate SSU-rRNA from 5.8S rRNA and LSU-rRNA from tricistronic rRNA transcript (SSU-rRNA, 5.8S rRNA, LSU-rRNA); endonucleolytic cleavage in 5'-ETS of tricistronic rRNA transcript (SSU-rRNA, 5.8S rRNA, LSU-rRNA)
Cellular component (GO): preribosome, small subunit precursor; nucleolus; 90S preribosome
Molecular function (GO): RNA binding
Source: RefSeq, a predicted model, not a curated record